Messenger RNA from Stomoxys calcitrans (stable fly), 761 nucleotides. RefSeq names its product probable Golgi SNAP receptor complex member 2 (gene Membrin). Bases 96 to 740 code for a protein of 214 amino acids. The record is from RefSeq and is a predicted model, not a curated record. The transcript is spliced from 2 exons. Gene Ontology annotation, molecular function: SNAP receptor activity; SNARE binding. NCBI's taxonomy places the organism in Eukaryota, Metazoa, Arthropoda, Insecta, Diptera, Muscidae. Gene Ontology annotation, cellular component: endoplasmic reticulum membrane; ER to Golgi transport vesicle membrane; late endosome membrane. Gene Ontology annotation, biological process: vesicle-mediated transport; vesicle fusion.
UAUUAAUUGACAAUAGCUAAUUGAUGACUGAAACACGUCAUAACAAACCUAUUUGUAUGUUUAGAUUAUAGUCUGCAUGAAGCCAUCAAUUCCAAAUGGAAGCACUGUAUCAUCAAACAAAUCAUCUUUUGAAAGAAAUAGAGCAAAGCUUUCAAAGGUUGGUUCAGACGGCAGGCCAGCCCAACAGCUAUGAUAUCGAGAAUGAAAUACAAAUGAAAAUAACACAAGCCAACACUAACUGUGAUCGAUUAGAUGUACUACUUUAUAAGGUUCCGGCUUCACAAAGACCAUCUUCAAAGAUGAGAGUGGACCAAUUGAAAUACGAUGUCAGACAUUUGCAAAGUAGUCUUCAAAUGUAUAGGGAAAAGCGACAAAAGAAGCAACAGGAAUUAUCUGAAAGGGAACAGCUUCUAAGUCACCGAUUCACAGCAAACAAUACAGAGACAUGUUUGGACCUUGAUUAUGCGCUGCAACAUAACCAACAACUGGGCAAUGCCCAUCAAGGUGUUGACGAAAUGAUAUCAACCGGCAGCAACAUCUUAUCCAGUUUGGUUAAUCAGCGAACCACUCUUAAAGGAGCUCAAAAACGGCUUAUGACAAUUGGUAGUACUUUAGGAUUGUCCAAUCAUACUAUGAAAUUGAUCGAAAGGCGUUUUGUUGAAGACAAAUAUAUUAUGUUCGGUGGGAUGUUUGUUACCCUCUUGGUAAUCUGCCUAGUUAUAUACUUUUUUGUUUUGUAACUAAAGACUUGAGAAUCUUAA